GCUCCGGAGAGGAGAGGGGAAACUUCUGGAACGGAUGCUUGAACGGAGUCGUGAAAGCUAAGUAGGAAUUCUCCAGAAAAGGAGAAGGAAAGGGGAUUUCAGGCAGUGGGCACAGCACUGACAAGGCUCCGACACACGAUGUCCUCUGGGGACAAUGAAUGGUGGGAGCCACAGGGAAGGUUCCCUGAAAGAGGUGGGGAGAGAUGAGCCACGGGGCUAUCCAAGGACUGAAGGGGCAGGGGUGCAGAGGCUUAGAAAGGAUGACAGGAGGCUUUACAAGGUUUUACCCUGAGGGGCGAGAGGGCCUGAUUGACCACGCUGUGGCCUGGGAUUGGAAGUACAGACAAAGGAGUGGGUGAGGUAGAGUGUGCCUCGCAGGAGUGCUGGGAAUUCUUUACACGGAGGCUGACUGAGCAGGCUCGGGAGAGCAUGUUCGUUCCCCCCUGUUCCAACCUCACGGCCCCUUUAGUGCCAGAUCUCCCUGGCAAAGCCCGCAUGUUCAGAAACAGUCCACCGCCCUGCCCAGGAAAGCCCUGAUUCAUGCUCGGUGGAGAGUUGCCCUUUGGGGCCUACAGGAAAGGCCGAGAAGGCAUCUCUCUGCUGUUCAAGGAGAGAAGUCUUUUGGGUAGAAACUGACUGGGCCAUAGGAAAGGGUCCUCAAACACCACCCCCCACCCUCGAGAGGCUGAAGGCAGGUCAGGGGCUCCAGGGCAAAUGUUACUUCUUGUGCUCUUUUUUCCCCCUAAAGAAACUAAACAAAGCAAGUGCGUUUAGUGGCCCCCGCAGGAAGACCGGUCAUUUCCUGAGGAGCUAUCAGGCCAGCCCAGGCCUCAUUGUUCCCGGUUUCCAGCAAUGGCCGCCAUUCCCUGACCAGCGCCCCAGCCGGCCACUCCACAGGCGACAGGGGCAGUUGGUUCCCGGAGCUGUUUGUGUUUUGCACCGGCAGGUCUCUCAUCUGUGCAAACCGCCUUGGGCCCCCAAGGCAUGGUCCGAAAGCAGAACUAACCUCCCACGAUGCAGCCGGUGUGGCCCAGAGGGGACAAGAUGUGGCUGUGGCUCGGUGUCCUGCUGACGCUCUCACUCUGUGCCAGCGUUGAAGGUCAACAAGAGAACCCUUUCACCAUCAACAGUAUCCGCAUGGAGAGCCUGCCGGCAUGGACGGUGCCCAACGGGCAGAAUCUGACCCUCCAGUGCAUUGUGGAUAUCAGCACCACCUCGGAGGUCAGGCCGCAACACCUGGUGCGCUUCUACAAGGACGACAUCAUGAUCUACAACACCUCCUCUGCCAAAGAUACCGAGAGCUUUUUCAUCCCGCAAGCCCGCAUGUACCACUCGGGGAAGUAUAAAUGCACCGUGACCCUGAGCAACAAGGAGAAAACCACAAAGGAAUACGGGGUGCUGGUGAAAGGACUCCCAAGCCCCAAGGUGAUGCUGGACAAGAAGGAGGUGGUCGAAGGUGGGGUUGUGACGGUCAACUGUUCUGUCGAAGAGGAGAGGGCCCCAAUAAACUUCAAAAUCGAAAAAUUACUCAUGGACACCAAAACUGUCAAACAAACCAGACAGAAGAUGAGCACAAACCAGAACUUCAUGGUGAUAGAAUUCCCCAUUGAGGAGCAGGACCACAUUGUACUCUUCCGCUGCCAAGCCAUGAUCUACUCUGGGUUCCAGGUGGAAACUUCAGCGGCUACCAGGAGCGAGCUGGUCACCGUGAGGGAGUCCUUCUCCAUUCCCAAGUUCCACAUCAGUCCCGAGGGGAUGAUCACAGAGGGAGAUCAGCUCCUCAUCAAGUGCACCAUUCAGGUGACGUACCAGGCCCCGGAAUUUCCCGAGAUCAUAAUCCUCAAGGACAAGAACAUCGUGGCCCACAGCAGCCACGGCAGCGAGGCCACCUACUCGGUGAUGGCCAUGGUGGAGCACAAUGGCAACUACACCUGCAAAGUGGAAUCCAGCCGGAUAGCCAAGCUCAGCAGCAUCCUGGUCAACAUAACAGAGCUGUUUUCCAAACCGAAGCUGGAAUCUUCCACCACUCUUCUGGAUGAGGGGGAACGCCUCAGCCUGUGGUGCACCAUCCCCGGGGCUCCCCCAGGCAACUUCACCAUCCAGAAAGGAAAUGUGACCAUAGCCCAGGCUCAGAAUCUCACCCUGGUCACCUCCGAGUGGGACAGCGGGCCGUACACCUGCACUGCCACCAUUAGCAAUGUCGUCAAGAGGAGCAACGUGGUCCGGAUCACUGUGUGUGAAAUGCUCUCCCAGCCCAAGAUUUUUCACGACACCAGCCUUGAGGUGAUCAAAGGACAGACCGUGAGGAUCCACUGCCAGUCGGUGAACGGGACCGGCCCUAUUACUUACCGUCUUUUAAAAGCAAGAAAAGUCUUACAGAGCCACCAAACACACUCCAACGGCCCCGUGGUCUUCAAAGACAACCCGACGAAAGACGCCGAGUACCAGUGUAUCGCCGACAAUUGCCAUUCCCACCCCGAAAUGAUCAGCGAGGUCCUGAAGGUCAAGGUGGUGGCCCCAGUUGAUGAAGUCAAGCUGACUAUCCAGAUGAACGGGGAGGUGGAGUCUGGGCAGGACAUGGUGCUUCGAUGCCUAGUGAAUGAAGCGUCCCCUCCAAUCACGUAUAACUUUUACAAGGAGAACGAGGACAGGCCCUUCUAUUACACCACUAUCAAUAACACCCAGGCGACGUGGCACAAGCCACAGGCCAGCAAGGAGCAGGAAGGGCAGUAUUACUGCACAGCCUUCAACCGAGCCAACCGCGCCAGAAUCGUCCCCCAGAGCAACGUGCUGCCAGUCAGAGUCUUCCUUGCCCCGUGGAAGAAAGGACUCAUUGCAGUGGUAGUCAUCGGAGUGAUAAUCGCCACCUUGGUACUUGGGGCCAGAUGCUAUUUUCUGAAGAAAGCCAAGGCCAAACAGAUCCCGGUAGAGAUGUCCAGGCCGGCAGUACCACUUCUGAACUCCAAUAAUGAGAAGAUAGCAUCAGACCCCAACAUUGAAGCCAACAGUCACUAUGGUUACAACGAAGAUGUUGGAAACCAUGCAAUUAAACCAGUAAAUGAGAAUAAAGAGCUGCUGGACCUGGAUGUGGAGUACACAGAAGUGGAAGUGACCUCACCGGAACCUCACCGAGCUCUAGAAUCGAAGGGCACAGAGACGGUGUACAGUGAAAUCCGGAAAGCUGACCCUGAUUUCAUGGAAAAUAGAUACUCUAGAACGGAAAGCUCCCUUGAUGGUACAUAGGACAGGCGGGCCCAGACCACCCACGGGAGGACAUCCACAUGCCGAGAAGAGCAGGCAAUUCAUGGAUUCUAAGAGCUCUGUGCACUGGUUUAUGCACCUGCCCUACUCCCACCGAACCAAGCCACCAGCCUUUACAUCCACCCUACUGCAUCUGUGUUGGGUAUGAAGCCAUCCGAAGGGGCUGCUGACUCCCCAUCUGGACCACCUGCCACCAAGCGGAGCCUCGCUUUGCAGCCCAAGGAGGUUCAGGGUAAACAGACCGUGGGAAUGUACCUUGAAACUUGAAUAUUUUGUCUUGUGCAGAGAUAAAGACCUCUUCCAAGAGCCCCCGUCACGUCUAGCAAGUGGCCUGGUCGAGGGGCGAGCUUUUCUCUUUUCCUCUGGUCCUCUCUACCUGGGUCGGUCCGAGGUCAGGGGCCCCCGUCGGUGGCACCCUUACUCUAUGCACAGACACGUCAGGGGUCAGACAGCUGCAACUUGUUCCCGUGACAGUCUCACCCACCAGCCAUGGCAACGCCAGCCCGGAAGCACUGCCUUGGGAGCGAGGUCCGUGCCGGGCAGUGUGCAGAAGCGAGGAUGAUGUUGGGCCAAGCACAGAUGUCCCUCGGCUGCUUCUCUCUACCCUCUUCUUUCUGUCCCUCUGUCUUGCUGGGGGCUGAAAGGCAGGCUGGUAGUUGCCUCUAGCAAAACCUAUUUUUAAUAGAAAUAUGUAUUUUCCUUACUAAUCUUUUUAUUAUUAUUAUUUAUUCCUUGCUAUGGGAAUGCUCUCUCUCUUGAAGUCCUGAGAUGUUUCCUCCGGGGUGGGUGACAGCGGUGUGAGUGGGGAGAGGGGGCAGCCGCCCCUCGGCCGUGAAAUGUCGCCCAUGACCACACCUAACCAAUGCUAUGUUCCCUGCUCACCUCAGUAGCCCGGCAGCAGGGACCCUGCGGGGGCUUGUAUUAAAUAAAUCCGAUCUUUUACUCUUCCCAGGUCUCUGAACUGUCAUCUUCCGAGAGGCCUCGUACAAAUCAGAAUACCUGGGACGCUCCAGGGCACCAGCCUGGGGCCCAGAUGCCCUUUGUGCCUCAAACGCUGCUCAUUAAAAUCGGUUGUAGCCUGACA
This is a messenger RNA of Echinops telfairi (small Madagascar hedgehog), 4345 nucleotides long. RefSeq names its product platelet and endothelial cell adhesion molecule 1 (gene PECAM1). The transcript is spliced from 16 exons. The coding region runs from base 1015 to 3243 and encodes 742 amino acids. The record is from RefSeq and is a predicted model, not a curated record. Lineage: Eukaryota; Metazoa; Chordata; Mammalia; Afrosoricida; Tenrecidae.